This is a messenger RNA of Penicillium oxalicum, 1020 nucleotides long. Its product is annotated as SUR7/PalI family protein. NCBI's taxonomy places the organism in Eukaryota, Fungi, Ascomycota, Eurotiomycetes, Eurotiales, Aspergillaceae. Gene Ontology annotation, biological process: fungal-type cell wall organization. The record is from RefSeq and is a predicted model, not a curated record. The transcript has 2 exons. Gene Ontology annotation, cellular component: plasma membrane; cell cortex of cell tip. The coding region runs from base 1 to 1020 and encodes 339 amino acids.
AUGGGCAAAGCGGGUCGGGUCGCGUGCAUCUUCACGCCCUAUGUUCUCACAAUCGCCUCGUUGAUUUGUAUCAUCUUGGUCGGCUUGGGCUGUACCAAAUCGGGGUCGGAUACCUUGAACAACCUCUAUUUCAUGCGGAUCAACCUCGAAGAUAUCAGCAGCCAAGGGUCACAGACGGUGACUGAGAUUGAAAACAUUCUCAACGACUACGGAAUCACAGGCGUCAGCGCGCAAGACGUCUCGGACGUUUUGGGAAAACUUCAGGCCGAUAGCUCGCUUGCCGACUUCUAUCAAAUUGGUCUCCUGGGAUACUGCGAUGGAGAUGUUAGCAAGGACAACAAAACAACCGUGACCGAAUGCUCCAAGCCAAAGAGCGAAUUCUACUUUGACCCAUUCGCGGUCUGGGGCCUGGACUCAUCCAGUGGGAAGGAUGAGCUGCCGAGCGAAUACAACAAGAUUAUGAACGUUUACAAGACCGUUUCCAAGUGGAUGUUCAUCGCCUAUGUGGUCGCCUUCGCGGUCACGAUUGCGGAACUCGUUGUGGGCUUCUUCGCCAUCUGUAGUCGCUGGGGCAGCUGCGUGACCACUCUCUUCGCCUUGCUUGCCUUCCUUUUCACCAGCGCCGCCUCCAUCACCGCCACAGUGCUUUUCUCCGUCUUCAAGUCCUCCCUGGGUCCCGCGCUGAAAGCCUACGGAAUCAAGGUCUCAAUGGGGACAAAUAUGUUUGCUGCGACUUGGCUGGCGGUCGCUUUCUCCUUGGGUGCUCUGCUCUUCUGGACUUUCAGCGUGUGCUGCUGCUCUGGCCGCUCACCCUAUGGCCGCGGCAACGACAACAAGCCUCGCGGCCUCACCUCCGAGAAGGCUCCCUAUACGUACGAACCUCUGGGCGCCGGCCAAAUGCCUUACGGUCACCAGCAGCACACUUCCUAUCCCCCUCCAGUUGCGCAUGUCGGAGACUACGGCGCCCCGAGUAACAACAACCAACGAUCCAGUGCUUACGAGCCCUUCCGUCACGCUUGA